Molecule: messenger RNA, 1284 nt
Organism: Orbilia oligospora ATCC 24927
Lineage: Eukaryota; Fungi; Ascomycota; Orbiliomycetes; Orbiliales; Orbiliaceae
Exons: 2
Coding region: 1-1284 (427 amino acids)
Source: RefSeq, a predicted model, not a curated record
AUGAGCCACCGCCUGAACGACCUCACUAUAGAGGGCCAAUAUACCCUCCUCUCAUACCUCGAAGAUCCAAGUGCGAUUGAACGCUUCUGUAAUGUCUUCCCUCAGUACCGAAGGACCUAUUAUACCCUCGUCGACAGGUUUGAAAAUAUCAAUCCCAACUGGAUCCUUCAAGAUUCCCGAAUUUACGCCCGCGAAAGCAUCUGGAUUGCCUGUUACCGUGGAGUUUUGAACAGAUGGGAUACCCCGACAGCAGACGUUAAGGAGGCAAUUGACCAAUAUGUUGCUUACAACGUCACAAACAGAAGGAUGGAGAUCGCUGAAUGGCAGAGAGGGGACGACAGCUGCUACGAUAGGCCAAUUGAUAGCAUUAAAGACAAAUUGACCGCUAACCACCGAUACAUCCUCAAAGUCUACCGAAACAUAGUCGGGCACGAAUUGAACAGACGCGACGCCACUGAGAAUGGUGGCGCGGUUCGUCGAAUCCUCUUAGCUGGAGGCCGACGCCCGGGUAAGGCCGACAGGGUUCGAAUCUGGCCUACAGUUGAAGAGGAGCAACGUAUCGUUCGAGCACUUUACAGACUCUGGGUUCUCGUUCUCAUGAGCUGCGAGCAUGAGAAGCCAUUGGACCGUAAUAUGUGGCUAGGGUGUGUUAUGAGCAUCUGGAACGCCGAUUUCUGGGGUUCUAUGCACGUCAUGUCCGUCCAGAAGAUCAUAUACGACGCCAUCGCAUCCGCCAUCGAUGAAACUAUAUAUAAAGAUAAAGAGAAGACAAUCCGUAAGGAUGGUAUCGAUCCAGUAAUGUUCGAAACCGAAUUCAAAACUGAAAUCGCCUCUACGUCCCUCCUUCACGAUUUUCCUACGUUGACCCCAAACUGGUUCCGAGUCGUUGAAACUCCCUUCAACCCACAAAAACGAGAAGAUCAUAUUAGCGACAUACGCGAAUUUUUGAAGCGCAAAAUCUGCAUCGAUCGCGAUGUACCAUCUGCCAACCUCUGCAUCUUCGACACCCACUAUGAAUUCUACAAACAAAUUCUUGUUUCCGACCGAUUCAUCAACCAAAACAUCAGUUACCAAAGAGUAUCCAAGCAUGGAGCGAAUCUUGAAGUCAUGCCGUAUACGGGAAACAUGCUCUGGGUCCAAAUUGGCGAUAUCAAAGACCCCGCGGCGUCUUCUUUGGAUCUGACCGUUGCUCUCUGGGACAAUUGGAGGUGCAAAACUUGGGGGUUUAAGAAUCCUUCAUUUAACAGGACUAAUGUUUCAUUGGUCCCCGCCACUUCUCACUAA